This is a messenger RNA of Aspergillus luchuensis, 1086 nucleotides long. RefSeq names its product asparaginase. Lineage: Eukaryota; Fungi; Ascomycota; Eurotiomycetes; Eurotiales; Aspergillaceae. The transcript has a single exon. The record is from RefSeq and is a predicted model, not a curated record. Bases 1 to 1086 code for a protein of 361 amino acids.
AUGACCGUGUCACCCAACCCAUUACCUCGCGACCCCGUUCCCGGUUAUGUCGUGACCUAUCGCGGCAACGUCGUGGAAAACAGACACCAAGUCCAUGCCGCCGUCACCGAUGCCACGGGUCGCAUCAUCUAUGCCGUGGGAAAUCCCACGCGUGUCACUUUGGCCCGCUCGGCUGCGAAACCUGCCCAAGCCCUGGCAGUUCUGGAAACCGGCGCCCUAGAAAAGUUUGACUUCGACGAAGCAGAUCUGGCGCUGAUGUGCGCCUCCCACAGCAGUGAAGAUCGCCAUCUUGCCCGUGCCCGCGCCAUGCUGGCCAAAGUUGACCUGCAGGAAGAGAACUUGCGUUGUGGGGGUCAUGCGGCCCUGUCGGAGUCCGUCAAUCGAGCAUGGAUCAAGCGGGAUUGGACGCCGACGGCCAUCGCAAACAAUUGCUCAGGCAAACACGCCGGCAUGCUUGCCGGUGCAAAAGCUCUGGGAGCGCCUCCUGCAGAGUACCACUGCAUCAAUCAUCCUCUACAGCAGCAAGUUACGCACGCCGUCGAGGAGCUGGCGGGCCUGCCCUCAGAUCGUGUCCAAUGGGCCAUCGAUGGCUGUAACCUGCCCGCUCCCGCGCUACCCCUGCAGAAUUUAGCCAGCAUUUACGCCCGCAUCGCCAAUGCGGCCAAUGCAGCCCCUACAGAUCACCCGUCUCCACGGGAACAGGCGCUAGCUCGCAUCUUUCGAGCGAUGGCAGGCCAUCCAGAACUGGUCGGGGGAGAUGGUCGGUUCUGCACCGAGCUCAUGCAGGCAUUUGAAGGAGUGUUGAUUGGUAAGGUGGGAGCGGACGGCUGUUAUGCUAUUGGAGUGCGUGCUUCAGGCUACACCCAGCAACUGGGGAUUAGCGGGGCUUUGGGUAUUGCGGUCAAGAUUGAGGAUGGCAACCGGGAGGUACUUUAUGCCGCUGUGGUCGAGAUCUUGCGCCAACUCCAGAUCGGCACUCCCGCGCAGCUGCAGUCGCUGGAGGUAUUUCAUCAACCCGAGAUCCGAAACACUGCCGGCGUGGUGACGGGGCACACCUCGCACCAGUUUCAGAUAAGCUCGGUAUAG